This is a messenger RNA of Entrophospora sp. SA101, 384 nucleotides long. The record is from the annotation of a GenBank genome assembly. Lineage: Eukaryota; Fungi; Glomeromycota; Glomeromycetes; Entrophosporales; Entrophosporaceae.
AUGUUGACAAACUCAUUGAAAUGGCGUAAAUCAUUUAAAACGGACACGAUUCUGGACGAGAAAUUCCCGGAAGACCCAUUUUCUAGGAUAGGUAUAAUCCACAAAACCGACAAGUUAAAUCGUCCAGUUACAUAUAAUUUUUAUGGUGGAUUGGAUAAUCAACAAGUUUUUGGCGAUUUGGAUAGGUUUUUGAGAUGGAGAAUUCAAUUGAUGGAGAAGGGAAUCCAACGUUUGGAUUUCAUAACAGUAGAUCAAAUGUUACAAGUUCAUGAUUAUGAUCAAGUUAGUUUGAGUAGUUAUAGAACUGCCAAAGUUGCUAGCAAAACUGUUACUGAAAUAAUGCAAAACCAUUAUCCUGAAUUCUUGGUAAUUUUAUUAAAAUAA